Messenger RNA from Manacus vitellinus (golden-collared manakin), 3065 nucleotides. It is a transcript of the gene BLNK, whose product is annotated as B cell linker. NCBI's taxonomy places the organism in Eukaryota, Metazoa, Chordata, Aves, Passeriformes, Pipridae. Gene Ontology annotation, cellular component: cytoplasm. The record is from RefSeq and is a predicted model, not a curated record. The transcript is spliced from 23 exons. Bases 19 to 1659 code for a protein of 546 amino acids. Gene Ontology annotation, biological process: cell surface receptor protein tyrosine kinase signaling pathway; intracellular signal transduction.
CUGAGCCGAUUCAAAAUAAUGCACCAGCCGAAGCUUCAAAAGAUGGUGCAUGACAUCAAGAAAAAUGAAAGUGGGAUAAUAAACAAGUUCAAAAAGUUCCAAAAUGAACAAGUGGCCUUAAUUUGCAAAACUGGGAAAGAUACUUGGGAUCGCCUUAAAAAAAAGCCACCACCAAGUCUACCACAAAGGGAUUAUGCUACAGAACAUGCAGACAAUGAAGAGGAACAAUGGUCAGAUGAUUUUGACAGUGAUUAUGAAAAUCCAGAUGACCACUCUGACUCUGAGAUGUAUGUGGUCCCCAGUGAAGAGAAUCCUGAUGACAGCUAUGAGCCACCUCCAAGUGAGAAGGAGAAAAAGAAGAUUCCCUCUGCUUUUCCUAUUUCUAGGGGUGAAUAUGCAGACAAUCGCACCAGUCACCAGCAGCUUCCUCCCAUCAACAAACCUCUUCCAAGUACACCCAGUCCAGCCAUGUCCAGACCAAAGAAACCAUGUGUGCCAUCCCUGCCACUGCCGUCUCCUGCUGCAAAACCAAAAGUACCACCAAAGCCUAAGGAGUGUAGUGAUGAUGAGGAUAAUUACAUUGUGCCAGUGGACAAUGAUGACGAUAACUAUAUUGAACCCACAGAAAGCAGCAUGUCACUACCUACAAAAUCUCCUGGGAACAGAUUUAUGAAGACAACAAAGCCAGGCCCCCCUACUUCUCCAAAGCCUUCUCUUACUUCUGAUAUGCAAGAAGUCUAUGAGGUUCCUGAAGAAGAGGAAAAACCAUCACCACCACCACCACCGGUAGCCAGGUUCACUAAGCCACUUCUGUCUAUACCUGCCAAGAAUACAGAGCACUCCCACAUGCACAGUAUGACCAGAGAACCACCUAAACAGGAGACUUGCAGAAAUAUUUUGCCUCUUCCCAGAAGUCGUCUUCAUCCAAAACCAGACCAUGAAGCAAACAAUAAUGAUGAGAGUCAGAGAUUCAAUAACACACAAGAAUCCAGAUUUCUGCCUGGAGCAACUCCAUCUCCAUUACCAAGGGGCCUCAAGAAAACUUCUAAUGUGGUAAAUUCACCAAAACCAUGUUUACCGUCCAGAGAGAUCUUAACUGCAAAUGAAGAAAAACCUACAGCAGCAGAACGACGACGAAGUUCCAACCAAGAGCUUCCACUUCCACCCCUUCCAAGUGGUGCACAGAAGCCUCUGCUCCAAAAGUUCUCAAUUCUGCCAAAAGUGCCAGAAGCUGCAAACCGUUCUCUGGGCCCUUCCCCUCAAAGCAGCACUUCAUCUAUCGCAAGUUCUGCAGACCAGGAUGCUGGUGUUCACAGUAAAGCAUGGUAUGCUGCUACCUGUGAUAGGAAAAUGGCAGAAGAUGCUUUGUACCGAUCAAACAAGGACGGAUCUUUUCUAAUAAGAAAGAGUUCUGGACAGGACUCACAGCAACCAUACACACUGGUUGUGUUUUACAACAGAAGAGUGUACAACAUUCCUAUACGAUUUAUUGAAUCAACAAGACAAUAUGCACUGGGCAGAGAAAAAAGUGGUGAAGAGCGCUUUGACAGUGUUGCUGAAAUAGUAGAGAAUCAUCAGCGCACCUCCCUGGUUCUAAUUGACAGCCAAAACAACACAAAAGACUCAACAAAACUGAAACACAUUGUAAGAGUUUCUUAAUCAAACUGAACUGCUAAAAUGAAGUCUUCUUUAAUCAUUUCUUUCAACAUCUGAAGACAUGGACAAGGUAUUAAAAGAAGAAAAUCCAAAAUAAUGCAAAACUUUAAGAGCACCUACUGAGUAGUAAGAGAUGCAGUUCAUAGAGUUCAACCCCACAUCACUUUUAUCAGAAAAGUGUUCACUUUUAACACAAGAAGCCAAAGCAGAUGUACUCUCAUCUGUGAUCUCCAUCUGGGACAACACAGGUAUCCAAAGUCAAGCGAAGAACAACUGCAUAUCACAGCCUGGUCCUUUGACUGCUAUUUAAAGACAAAUAACCUGUAGGACAUUUUCAUUUUUAAAACAAGAAUACUCACUGCUUUUUCAAUUUGUUUACCACAGAUCACUGCUUUCAGGAAUUUCUUUGUAAAAUGCACAGCCCCAGAAAUUAGACCGAAUCGACCUAAUGUACCACCGUGCACAAGUUGAAAAUAGGACUGUAUUUUAUGUGAUCAGUAGCAGCAGAGGUGCCUGAAUGUUACAGAUUAAUGGACAUGUGUUGUCCUUUCCCUCAGCUUUACCCUGUUUCAUUGAUAUUUUUGUUUAUAUUUUCAAAUGUGCAAAUAAAAUAAAAAAUAUUGUAAAGUUGGUAGUGUAUAGACAUUGCUGGAUCUCAUCUCUUGGUAUCUUUCCAGCAAGAAAGCAUCAAUUCACUAUUGUUGAUGUUUUAAUGUAUAUAUUUGUAUGUGCUCCUUCACGAGUUGUUACGAAAACCAUCCCUUUUUACAGCUUUUGCAUGUAUUAUAUAUUUGGCUUAAUGGCUCUCAAAUCGUUUGUCUUCAGAUUAUCUACUGUUGGUGACUCAAGUGCACUGCUUCAUUGCUAAAGUAAUUAGCCACUCAAUUCUUGCAGAAUUAUUGUUUAUGGACACACACACAAAAACCCACUCGCUUUUUCAGGCCUGUUCUAUCACCAUGCUUCACUUAUUGUAUUAUUGUGUGAACCAAGUAAAUUUGCACAAUGUUCAAGGGGUAAAAAUUAAUUUGAUGAAUGUAUAAAUUGCAUCAAUGAAAAACUUUUAGGAACAGUUGUUAAUUAGUUCUAGAGAUGUUUGAUUUCACUGGACCUGAAAACUCAUCCAUCUUAAAGGUAUUUUCCAAAACUGUCACUUUAUACUCACGUUUUGUUCUUUUUGUUCCAGGUUAGGCAGUGUUUUCUAGGAUUAUCUGCAAGGCAUUUAAGGCAAAAUUGAGUCAAGACUUGUUAAAGUCCCAGCAAGUCACUUAGAGCCAUAUUGUAGCUGUAUUCUGCAAUUACCUUCUUGUGCCUUCGAUCAGUUACUUCUACAAGUAAUGCACCUGUCUUCUAGAAAGAACUGCAUGCUAGUAUGAUGUUCAGCAUCUCAGUGUCUUCCCUCUGCAACCCAG